Molecule: messenger RNA, 8789 nt
Organism: Blepharisma stoltei
Lineage: Eukaryota; Ciliophora; Heterotrichea; Heterotrichida; Blepharismidae
Source: the annotation of a GenBank genome assembly
AUGAUAUGAAUUUUUGUAAUCAUAAGCCAUGCUAUAGGUCUAAAAUUUUCUCCUUUACUCGGACCAGAAGGAGGAGGCACUAUUGUUACAGCCCAGGACUUCUACUUUAUCCCUACAUCAUCUCUUACCUGCGUCUUUGGGUCUUUAGACAGCACAAGUGUAACCUACAUAAAUAUCACAUCAAUUUUAUGCGAAUCUCCUCCGAGUUCCGGAAAUACAAAUUUUGCUGUAACAACUGACGGAAUUUCCUACACAACAGCUUCUCAACAAUUUCUUUAUUACCCAACACCUAUAAUUACAGCAAUCAGCCCAUCUUCAGGUAGUGAAAUUGAAUAUCAUACCAUUACAAUAGGGUUUCAAACAACAAUCACAAAUACUGACUUAUUAUUUUGUAAGCUUGGGACUUAUAUUUCGUCAGGAACUUUUAUAGAUUCGCUUACUAUGACAUGUGAACUUCCUCCAUAUCCUGAUUUAUUAGCAUUAGAGCCUGGGAUUUCUAAUCCAGUGCCAAUUUAUAUAUCGAGAAAUGGACAACAAUAUUCAGAUACAGGACUCACUUUUAACUAUUUGUCAUCAUAUUGGGAUUAUUUGCAGAAUUUUACUGUUUCUCAGUAUCAUGGCCCUGUUUCUGGGAGCACAGAGGUAGUGAUUUUUUUAUAUAAGGGCUUAUCAAGCUACACCCCUAUGUGCAAAUUUGGGGAUGUUUUAUCUACGCCUUAUAGUAUUUAUUCGUCGAAUUUUACGUGCUUAAGCCCUACAUAUAGCGGAAAUGUAAAAAUCAAGCUAAGUAUCAGUCUGAAUGCAAUUGAUUUUGGGAGCUUUGGCAGAGAGUUUGUUUAUGAUUAUAAUAUCACUUUUAGCAAAAUUAGUCCAAACCAAGGAACUCUAUUAGGUGGAACUGAUGUUUAUAUAAAAGGAUCUGGCUUUAAGCCUUAUGAUACCCUUUUCUGUAUGUUUGAUAGCUCUAAAGUUUCAGCAACCUAUAUUUCUCAGUGGUCAAUUAAAUGUGUGAGUCCUUCUCAUGCAUCUGGACAAGUAACUGUGAAAUUUACUUUGAAUGGGCAAGAUUAUUAUACUGUAGGAUCCUACACAUAUAGAGCUUCAGAAAUUGUCAACAAUAUUUCUCCUGCCCUUGGCCCAUUAGGAGGAGGUACAAAUGUUCUGGUCAAUACAUCAUUAUAUGACUCUUCUACAGCCUUUUGUAGGUUUGGAUCCAGCUAUAAAGUUCAAGUUACAAUAAAUUCAAAUCAUUAUUACUGUCUCACACCUCCUUAUUCAGUAUUAAAUACAAAUUCUUUUAAGCUAUACAUCAGUAGUAAUGAUUUUGACUAUGAAUCCUAUGCGACUUUUACAUAUUACACAGAAAUCACUUUAUCGUUUGUCUCCCCAAGGCUCAUUACAAAUGAAACUAAAAGCCGAACUUUUACUGUUAUAGGGACUGGGUUUACUAAUACUGGACUAAUUACUGCCCUAGUGAAUGGAGAAACUUAUAAUGCAAAUUAUAUUAAUUCGACAGCAGCUAGUUUUACUUUACCUAAUGGCUUAGCUAUUACUGGAAAAAGCAUUGUUGAAGUCUCAUUAAACUCUCAGAACUAUUCUCCUUCUACUGCAUAUAUAGACGUCUUUGUAACUCCUGUAAUUACUUCUGUUACCCCUUCUUUUGGAUUUUUAACAGGUGGGAUUACUCUGACAAUUUUUGGUACAAAUUUUGUGUAUUCAGAAAAAAUCUACUGUCAAUAUGACACAGCUAAAACAACAGGACUGUACGUGUCAACCACAAGUGUAAUCUGCACAAACCCAUCUAAAUCGGCAGCUGCAAACAGCAAUCUUUCAGUCUCAUUCAACAAUAUGAUCGACUUUUCUAAUCAGCUGGUUUUCCAAUAUAUCCAAAUCCCUACAUUUAGCAGCAUUACUCCAAGCCAAGCUUAUAACAGACAAAGCCCACAAGCUAAUAUUACUUAUAGUUCUGUAGUCAGUCCUGUAGUUGUAAAGGUAGGACUAAUUUCAAUCACAAAUUUCAUAUCUGCAAGCACCCAAAAUACAGUUUUUCAAGUGCCAACACAUCCCUCAGGAACUUAUUCAAUUGAUAUAUCAUUUAAUUAUUUAGAAAAAGUUACGGCGCUUUCAUUUACUUUUCUAGGAGAAUGCAAAACUGGCUAUGUGUGUCCGGUUACAAGCUUAUAUUCUAUGUCUGCCUGUCCGCCCGGAACAUAUUGCCCAGCUGCUGAUCUUACAGUUCCAAUACCAUGUGGACCUGGCACUUAUUCCAAUAAAGCAUCUGCAACCUCUUGCAGCAGUUGUGAUUCAGGCUAUUAUUGUCCUAGCACAAGCCUCAGCUCACCUGCAAACUGUCCUGGAGGAUAUUUGUGCUCGUCUUCUGGGUUAUCAAUGCUAUCAAGUCUAACAAGCUGCCCAGCAGGAUAUGCAUGCUCUAAAAACAAAGCAGUGGCAUGUGUUACUGGCUCCUGGUGUGGCCCAAGAGCUUAUUCCCCUAGAAGCAUUGUUAUUUUUGACUUUAGAGCACCACAAAACUGCAGAAGUGGGUAUCAAUGCAACUCUGGAAGCUCAUUAACCCCAUAUGGGUCUGGAGAAUGUCCAGCAGGAAGAUAUUGUAUAUUUGGAAGUGCAUAUGAUUGUCCUAUAGGUCACUACUGCCCAAAUACUGGACUUGAUAUCCCUGAAGGCUGCCUUCCAGGUUUUUAUAAUCCAAGUGUCAAACUGGUUGAAUGUUAUCCCUGCGAUAUAGGAAAAAUUUGUCCGAACUCCACAAGUGUGGCUCAAACUACAUGCCCAGCUGGAAAUGUAUGCUCUAUCAGAGGACGUCCUAACCCAAAUUCUGUCUGCCCAGCAGGCUCUUACUGCUUAGUUGGUACAAAUAAUGAAACUCCUGGUGCAACAAAUGGGCCAAUUUUAUGCCCAGGAGGCUCAUUUUGCCUUGAAGGUAUCCAAAGUGGGACAAUUUUAGAUGGUGAUGCAACUCAUCCACAGACAUGCAUUGAAGGUACAUAUUGCCCGAUUGGGACUAAAAACCCUGUAGAAUAUCCAUGCCCAGAAGGUUAUUACUGCCCACAAGGGUCAGUUACUCCAGUUCCUACCAAUCCAGGCGAAUAUUCCCAAAACACUGGCAACACAAUUCCUACCAAAUGUAGCCCAGGGCGAUACUCAAACACUACCUCAGCUAAAUCAUGCUCAGUGUGUCCAGCAGGGUAUUAUUGCUCAAGUGAAGGAACAAUCGUCCCAACUAUAUGUGCCAAAGGGACUUAUAGAGAAGCAGACCCAAAUGAAAUUUAUUGUGAAUUAUGUCCUCAAGGGACUUGGUCAGAUAAAGAAGGCCUCCAAGCAGAGAGCCAGUGCAGCAUAUGCCCUGCAGGAAUCGUAUGUUUGCAACAAGGGAUGACCAGUCUUUCACAAGCCUCUGUAUGUCCAGAAGGGUAUAUAUGCAAAGAAGGAACUACAAGCUACUCACUGCAGAACAGUAAAUGCCCUGCUGGGUAUUAUUGUGGCACAGGGACUAGUGUUGUUGCUGAUUAUGAAAUAUGUGACCCCGGGUAUUACUGUCCAGAAGGAACUCCUUCAGGAUCUGCUCACCAGCAUGAAUGCUUAGCUGGAUAUUAUUGUCCUGCAGGUACUAAUGCUACUUUAAAUGAAAAAGGAGAAUACGAGUAUAUUUCACAGGUGAAUUAUACUGCAAUAAUAGAUUCCAAAGAAAGUGCUAAUGUAGAUUGCUGCGGCGAAGCUAGUUGCAAUACAACCAGUGACAGCUGCAAGACAUAUACGAUUCCAGAAUUCGAAGAAUGUGCAGAAAACAAGCUGCUGCCUGCAGAAAUAUUAAGUAGCUACACAAGCCAGCUUUGCCCUGAGGGAACCACAAGCAGCAUAGGAGCAGAAUGCGUCGGACAAUGCGAAUCAAUAGGAGCAACUUAUGUUGUAAAAGCUAUUAACCCCCUUAAAUCUUUCACAAACUUAACCACAAGGAUGCUCGAUGAUGGCAUCCCUGUUUAUGAAAUAAAGCCAAUGAAGCUGCUUUUGCUUGAUUUUGAUCUUAGAAAAGUUGACUCUAGGUUCAAGUACAACUCUCAUUUCUCCAUUGCUUUAAAAGACAGUUCAGGCUCUUUGCUUUCAAUGCCUGGUUAUUUCAGUUCCUCUUCUGCUGAUUUUCACCGUAAUUUUACUAUUUCUAUCAUGAACUAUUCUCCAUCUGUGAAGUCUGUCUCUGUCUCUAUGAGUCUCCACAAUGCAUUGUUUAAUCCUAUUAUUAGCCAACUUGAAAAUACAGUAGAUAUCACUGAAUGUGAGCCAUCCAGAGCUAUAUUAGGAACUGACUCCAGCUUUGGAGCAAUACUCUAUGUCAACGAUUUUUCAAGCACGACCUUGCCUUAUAAUUUGAUAGAAGUCACUGAUAAAGGCUCAGAAAGGGAGCCAUUAAUAGAUGUUAGCAAUGAUGAGGAGUGGAAUGGGACGUAUCCAGUCACUUCGCCUCCAUUUGACAGCACUUUUUGGACAAAUUAUGAUAUUCAAACAUUUGUGAUGCCAUGGCUGCCUUUUUUUAUGAACUGUGAGUAUUUCGGAAGUAAAAUUUAUUUGUUUAGGCUGCUUGAAUUGAUGGAUAACUGUACACUAGUUCCUAAAAAUAAGACAGUGAUUGUCCAAUCUAUCCCUACAACUGGGUUUUAUCCUACAGCAGACUCGUGCAAUCUUAAGUUUCAAUGCUUCUAUUCUGAAGACCUUACUAGCAACUCUCAGUUUUGGUUUUCCUUAUCCCAAGACACUGUAUUAUUUUAUUUGACUUCAGAUCCCCAAUCUACAGGGUCAUAUUUCGCGACAGGAGAAAAUGGCUAUGACUCUACGUUUACUAAUGAUAUUUUAAUCACUAGUGAUAAUAUUGUGCCAGUUACUUUUAGACCCAGUUCGAGUAACGGAAUUCCUACCACAGUUGUGCUUGAAAUAGAAUACUAUCAAAAAGACUCCUCUACCAAAAACAUUAUAAGCGCUUCAGUUAGUUUAGAAGAUUAUAGUUUAGACUUAAGCAAAAGUGAUCAUCCGUCUUAUACUUUGAAAGUUAAGUACUCAGCACUUGGGUGGUUUGCUUUAUUUAACAAUUUCAGACUAGGGUUGUCUGUUUUUACAUUUGUUUUUGUGAUUAUUGGGUUUGCACUGAUUAUUUUGGUGCUGAUUGUAUAUUGGUGCCAUUGGCGGAUAUUCAGAUAUAAAAACCCUCCCAAGCUGCAUUUUCUAAUAUAUUUUCCUGUUGUUACAGUGCCUCCUGCGUUAGGAACUUUAUAUGGAAAUGCACCCAUGGUCAUGGUAAUAUACAUCUUAUAUCUCUUAUAUGACGCAGACGUAUUAAGUACUGUCGUAGCUAAUUGGUCAAACAUAGGCCAAGCAAUCAGUAAAAGCGAUCAAGACAAUAAUAACCGUGGAAGGCUUGGGACUGCUUUAAUUUUUGCAGGUUUUGCAUUUGUUUAUUAUGGUGCUUAUCUCUUAAUUCCUUCCCCAAAAGAAAAACCUGAAGCCCCUGAAAGCUCAAGUACUGGAGUUUCAAGUGUGGAUGAGCAUAAAGCACACAAGCACAAAGCUGACUCAGAAGAUUACAUUAUAUUAGAUUAAGUAUUUAAGUUGCCAUAUAUCGCAGCCCUUUUUGGACUUGAGCUAAACAAUUGAUGCUAUGUGAUUCUGGCAAAAAGAACGGAACUUCUCAAUGGUUUUACCUCAAGACGGCCUAACACACUUAUCGGAUUCGUUUGCUAUAUCUUUACCUCCUGCGCGUAUUGGGGGUAAGGGUCUCCUUAUCGGAAGUCCCCUCCUCCCGAAGAAAAAAAUAUUAGAGGAGGGUUAUAGGGCUUUCCCUUGAAUAGCCCGAUAGUGGGCUGGCUUCAUCCCGCUAUCGGGCUAUUCAAGGGAAAGCCCUAUAGCUUUUUUUAAAAUAAAUCUCAAUCCGCAAAAAUUAAUUGAAUUUGUUAAAUUAAUAUUUUAAAACUCACUCUGUUUAAAAUUCAACAGAAUUAGCUAGAUAUCUCAUUAUAACAAUUAUUACUUAUAUAUCAAAAUAUAUCAAUAUAUUUUCAUAAAAAAAUUUUUAUUAAAAAACAAAUUUUUGCUUGCUCGGGUUUUUACUCAAAAAUAGGGAUUUUGCAAUGGCUUUGCUCGCUCACAGAGGGGCGGGAAGGAGCAGAAAAUAAAAAACCUUUUAUCACUCUGGGACAAGACUACGAGGUUGCAAACCUAGUAAUUCCUUGUCUGGUGUUGCUGAAUUUGGUUUCUCUGGGAAAACUAAAACCUAGAAUAAUAAAAUAAAUCAGAAGAUUACACUAAAGAUGACCGAUCAGGGCAUUCUACUGAUAAUUCUGAUCUUUCUCAUUUAGAAGAAAGAGGCGAAGAAGACGAUGAAACAAUUGAAGAAUCUCCUCUCUAUAAGCGGCUGUAUUUCUUUAUUAUUGCUAUAACCGCUUCACUUAUCAUUACUUAUAAGCUCGAAAUUUCUUAUUCUGAUAGGUUUACUUCAAGCAUUUUUGCCUAUCUAUUUUUGUUUAUGGUCGUUGAUAUCAUAUUGAAUCAAGUCCUUUUUAGGCUUAUUGUAAAUGAAAUGCUGCUAGCUGCGCCAUUUUUAGCAAGUUUGUCAAGUAAUAUUAUUAUAUGCACGAUGGCUGCAGCGAACUUUACAAGCUAUAUGGAAUGUUACGCAUUUACUACGUCCAUGAUGGUUUUUGAGAGGCUUUAUUUGUAUCCCUUUAUGGAGUAUUUAGAACAGAAAAUUCAGGAAUUCACCAUUUACCUGAUGACAAGGUUCAAGUUCGCAGAAAAACUCUUCAGAAACAUCAUAAUUAAGCAGCUAAAAAUGGAAAGCAAUUUAUUGACGAGUGUAAACAAAAGUACUCCUAUAAGUGGAACUAACACAGAAGGGCUUUUAGGAACAAUGGUUAAAUACUCUGCCCAAAUUCAAGCAAUAAUCAUGGCGCCUUUCAUUUUGUUAGUAAUCAUGUUAUUCCCUGAAGCUACCCAGAUCCCCAAAGGUUAUAGUAUUCCCUCUACUGAUGUCCGGUAUUAUUUUUUGUUCACAAGCAUUAUUAUUAUUCCUCAUUUAAUUUCAGAUUUAUUUUUAUUCCAUUUAUUAGAGAUCGUGUACGACUACAAAAUCUUUGAUUAUUUAACCUAUUCAUGGUACAGAUUUAGGACCAGAAAAGACUGAUGGAAGCAUAUAUAUGGGAUCAAGCUGGAUAGAUCUUUAUUGAUCAACUGGAGAUCAAUAGAUAAUAUGUGCUAUUCUUCGCAGUAUUAUUUUUCUAUUACUAUUGCUUCAUGAGGAAUAAUAUUCAUGUCAUUUGGUGUCACUAUUUAUCUGAGAAAUAAUUUUAACCCGUUUAAUGACCCAAUUUUAUGGCUAUUUUUCCUUAUACAAGUUAUCAUCCAAAAGUAUUCUGCCAUUUUUCUUGCGAAAUUUACAAGGUUUAUACAGUUAUGGAGACCUAUGGGGCAUAAAAUAUUUAUAGAAGAUAUUCCGCAGGAUGACGAAGAAGCUAUUGUAAAUUUAAUUGAUGACUAUAUGGAAGAAAACGCCCUUGUGCAUAAAAUACAGACCGGGAUAUUUAAAUCGAAAUUCUUAACUCCCCCCCUCCGUGAGUGAAUAAAAAAAUUUUUUUCACUCACGGAGGGGAGUUAAUUUUUUUUUAAACAAUUUUUUUUAUAUAAAUUUUAUAGAAAAUUUAUUUUUUCGAAGUUCUAAAAUAAUUCUAAUUUGCAAAAAUUUGGAAAGCAAAAUAUUAAUUUAAUUUAUAAAAUUUAUGUUUUAAAACGCAAUUUGUUUAAAAUUAAGCAGAAUUAGCUCGAGAUUUCAUUAUACUAAUUAUCACUUAUAUAUCAAUAUCUUUUUCAUAAAAAAUGUUCUCUAUUAAAAAAAUUUUGUUUUUAAUCACGGAGGGUGGAUUUUUGGGCAAAAAAUAGAUUUUUCUAAUGGUUUUGUUCACUCACAGAGGGGGGAAGUAAGAAAAAAUAAAGAGUGGCUAAUAGCGCAUUUGCCUGAUAUUGUAGAGGAUAAUUAUCAAUGCCAGCAAUAUCUGAUGGAGAAAUAUAAAGAAUUAUUUGAUUAUCACACAGCUGAGGAGCUUAAAAGAAAAGCUAUCGAAGACAGAGUUGACCAGCUCCAAGCUUUGCCUUGCAAUAGGCCGAAAAGGUAUAGAGAUGAUAUAUCAGAAAAAUCAGAUCCUCCGAAAACACCCCCUCAUGAGCCUGAUUUUGAAUCAUCCACUGCUAGGAUUGCGUUACACUGGGUAGAUAAAGCACGAUUUAUGAUCAUGAUCAAAGCUGCACUUGAAGACCCAAAACUCCUCCAAAACUCUUGUGAAUCAUGCGGGUCUAAUCAGCAGCUUAAGCUAGUCCCAUUAACAUCUUUUUAUGAUAUUUAUAAUGAUUAUAAAGAAGCAUUUAAAGGAUUACCAUUAAAAACAAGCCAUUGGAAGGCUUAUUAUAUAAGAAACCAAGAAUUUAAGACCCUCUGCUUCAAUUGCGCUUAUAUUUGGCAACUUAAAAUGAAAAAAGAUAUCAGGGUCAUGACUCCUCUAGCCAAAAUGGUUGCAGAGGAGCUGGUUUUAUUAAAUAAAGCGAAGAAAGAUAAAGAGGCCAAAUCAGUCGUCAAAAAAAUAGCAUUUAAAUGGCUAAUGGAAGCUAGGUCAAGACUAGGAAAAAGCGUCAGGAGCACUAAGAUUAUGAAAGCGGAAGAAGAAGUGUCUAUGAGCAUUAUGAGUGUGAGCUCAAAAUCGUUUUCUAUUGAUGUGAGUGAAGUAGAGGAGCCUUAA